AUGGAUCGUUCCAGCAAAAUGGAGUUCUUCAGGAAGCUGGGCUAUGGCCACCACGACGUGCUUCGAGUGCUGGACAAACUGGGCGAGGGUGCCUUGGAAAACGACGUGCUGCAGGAGUUGAUCCAAACGGGCAGCCGGCCAGGGACCCUCGAGGCCAGCGAUGUGCCCCGUCUGGUGCCCCGGGGUUGUGGGGCUCCAGCCUCUGCACCCCUUGGGCUGAGGGCAGACCUGGAAGAGGAGAGUGGAGGCCCCGCUGGUUACCUGAGACCCAUCGUGAUUGACGGCAGCAACGUGGCCAUGAGCCAUGGCAACAAAGAAAUCUUUUCCUGCCGGGGGAUCCAGCUGGCGGUAGACUGGUUCAGGACACGAGGACACACCUACAUCAAAGUCUUUGUCCCUUCCUGGAGAGAGCCUCCCAGAUCUGACACUCCUAUCAGAGAGCAGCACGUGCUGGCGGAGUUGGAGCGGCAGGCGGUGUUGGUGUACACCCCGUCUCGUAAGGUCCAGGGCAAGCGCGUGGUCUGCUACGACGACCGCUACAUCGUGAAGGUGGCCUUCGAGCAGGAUGGCGUCAUCGUGUCCAACGACAACUACCGCGACCUGCAGAGAGAGAACCCCGAGUGGAAGAGGUUCAUCGAGCAGAGGCUGCUCAUGUUCUCCUUCGUCAAUGACCGGUUCAUGCCUCCUGAUGACCCCUUGGGCCGCCGGGGCCCCACCUUGAGCAAUUUCUUGAGUAGGAAGCUAAAGCCCCCCGAGCCAUCCUGGCAGCAUUGCCCCUACGGCAAGAGAUGCACCUACGGCGCCAAGUGCCGCUUCUCCCACCCAGAGAGGCCUCAGGGCUCGCGGCUGGCGGUGGCGGAUGAGCUGCGAGCGCAAAGGGGAACCUUGGGGGUCGGGGGGGUCUCGGUGGCACCACCGAGGGGUGCGCAGGCAACGGGCCUCGCCCGGGACGCCCCUGCCCGGGACUGGGGCUCCCGCUACCUGCAGCAGGCCGAUGUGGUGAGCCUCGGGCGCAGCUUCGCAGGGUUGGCCUGCAGCGAGGACUCGGACUCGGACUCGGGGGUCCUGCGGGCAGCCCCUCCAGCCACCAGCUCUGGGCCCGACUCCAGAGGCCGCGACCAGGGCGCGUCAGGCUGGUCCCCGUCUCUCUCCCACCUCUCCUGCACCCCGGGACCCCGGGACCCCGAACUGGACGCGCUCCCUUGGCACAGGACACCGCCUGCUACGUGGGCCCUGGAGAGCUGGGGGGACAAUGUCAUUGGGGGAUCCACGAGGUCUCUCCCCAGCGCCUCCCUCGAGGGGGCCGUGCGCUUUGGGGCGCGCCCUGCGCUCUGCAGCCCUUUCCAAACGCAGCGAGGGGACAGAUUCCUGGCUCUGUCCCCUGUGCUCAGAGACUUGGACAAGAUCGUCCCCAGGUCUGGCCAGGGAGCCACAGGAGAAAAAGGAUGCAACUGGGCUUUCGGGGCACACAGCAAUGAGGCCGAAAAUGAGCCACCACUUACUUGGGGGAUCCACGCUCUGUGCCUUCUGGCCAUGUGCAUCCGGGACGCAGGUGCGAGCAGGGACCCACGUCGCCAAAUGGCAUCUUAUGGCAUUACCCGGUGUUUUGACUCUCGACAGUUGGAGGGUUUGGACAUCUGUGGGCUCCAUUCACGAGCCAUGGAGAUUGUGUGA
This is a messenger RNA of Suncus etruscus (white-toothed pygmy shrew), 1674 nucleotides long. It is a transcript of the gene ZC3H12D, whose product is annotated as zinc finger CCCH-type containing 12D. Gene Ontology annotation, biological process: nuclear-transcribed mRNA catabolic process, RNase MRP-dependent; 3'-UTR-mediated mRNA destabilization. Gene Ontology annotation, cellular component: cytoplasmic ribonucleoprotein granule; nucleus. Gene Ontology annotation, molecular function: mRNA binding; RNA endonuclease activity; metal ion binding. The record is from RefSeq and is a predicted model, not a curated record. Lineage: Eukaryota; Metazoa; Chordata; Mammalia; Eulipotyphla; Soricidae.